Messenger RNA from Prinia subflava (tawny-flanked prinia), 1997 nucleotides. RefSeq names its product O-6-methylguanine-DNA methyltransferase (gene MGMT). The transcript has 6 exons. Gene Ontology annotation, cellular component: nucleus. The record is from RefSeq and is a predicted model, not a curated record. NCBI's taxonomy places the organism in Eukaryota, Metazoa, Chordata, Aves, Passeriformes, Cisticolidae. The coding region runs from base 157 to 1077 and encodes 306 amino acids. Gene Ontology annotation, biological process: DNA repair. Gene Ontology annotation, molecular function: methylated-DNA-[protein]-cysteine S-methyltransferase activity.
GCUCUGAGCUCUCCCUGGAGCCUUCUCCUCUCCAGGUGAUCUCCCCAGCCGUGUCAGUGAGCACAGAUCGCUGUUUUGGGUGCAUUUUUACACAACUCCGCGUUUUUCCCACGCCUGUGUUCCGGCCCGCAGCCCCAGGCUGCCCCACAGGCGGCGAUGCUCCAGCCCCGCUGCGCCCACACCAGCGGGGAGCGGGGCCCAGGCCGUGCCCGGAUCCCUCCCGGAGCCCUCUGCACGUCCCCGGCUCUGCCCCUUCCCUUCCCCGCCCGGCUGCGGCUUCCGGGCGGCCGCGGCCCCGCCCCGGCAGCGCGGCCUGUGCGGAGCGGCCGCGGCCAGGCUCGGCUGAGGGCAGGUGGAGCCUUUUCUUCCACGAUGGCAUCGAGGCUCAUUCCAAAGGUGAAUUCCGGCCAGGGAGGAUCUCCAUGCAAGGAGCAGCUGGUGGCUCUGCUGAGCCCCGUGGGGAGGAUCGAGAUCUCGGGGUGUGAGACGGGCGUGCACGAAAUCAAACUGCCCAAACCCAGCGAGCUGCCAGGGGGCAGGGCAGAGUCCUGGGCGGCGUGCGAGGUGUGCGAGGGGCCCGAGGAGCCGCCGCAGCCGCUGCAGCAGUGCACGGCCUGGCUCCGCGCCUACUUCUGUGAGCCCGCGGCCACGGGGGCCCUGCCCGUGCCAGCCCUGCACCACCCCCUGCUCCAGAGAGAUUCCUUCACCAGGCGGGUGCUGUGGACGCUGCAGAGGGAUGUGAAGUUCGGGGAGGCUGUGUCCUACAAGCAGCUGGCGGAUCUGGCUGGCAACAGCCGGGCAGCCCGAGCCGUGGGGGGAGCCAUGAGGAGCAACCCGGUGCCCAUCCUCAUCCUGGCGGGUUUGGGGUGUUUUGCAGGUGCCCAUCCUCAUCCCGUGCCACAGGGUGAUCCGCAGCAGCGGCGACAGCGGCAGCUACGGCGGGGGCCAGCGGCUGAAGGAGUGGCUGCUGUCCCACGAGAGGCGGCACAGGGAGAAGCUGGCGGGCCACUAACACAGCCACAGCCCGGGCCCCAAACGAGCCCUCAGAGCACCCAGCACUACUGGGGAAAACGGUAAAUAUUUGAGUGACACGUAAAUAUAAUGCAACAUCCAAAGUGAAAUGCGCGGUGGCACCGCUGUAUUAAAAAAGCGGGCUGUGUCCUGGGGGAGGCAGCUCGGCUGCCCUUUCUUGUUUUUACAUUUUACAGCAGAAUGGCUACAGCGAUCCAGGCCUGUUGUGCAUGGGUUUUGUUCCCAUCUCCAGCCCUGUCUUGUUCUAUUUUUAAUGUCCAUUAAAGCAGGGAUAAGGGAGCGGGAGGGACGUGGCAAAUGGGAGGUGGAAGCUUCCCCUGAGGAGGCGCCUGGCUCUGCCCAGCUCCCCCUGCCCAGUUUGGGGCAUUAAACCUGGUUUUACCUGAGCAGGAGUUGAGGGAGCACAGUGAGAUCUGUGCAAAAGCAGGCAGCUCUUGAAUUCCUUACUCCUGCCUUUUCUUUUUUUGUGGGGAGAUGGGAUUUUUUUUUCCUUUUGCGUAGAGUGGGGAAGGGAUGUUGCUGAGAAAUUGUAUAUUUUGGAUAAGCAGUUUGAUUAGCCAAAUUUGGCAAAAUACUGUAAAGCUCGUCGUAGUUGCUUCCUUAUCAGCAACACAUUCCUUUAUCAUUUCAGUUUUCCUUCAGAUUUUCACGUUUCUCUGUUAUCCAAAGCUUUAUUUCCUGUAGCCUCUCCAUUGGAAGGAUUCAAGAGACAUUAAAGCUAAAUUUUGAGGUGGUUUUAGCAGGGUUCUCUGCGAGUACGAGCCACCAGAAGCUGAAAUUUCCAGUAUGGGAAUCGUAAAUUGUAACAUGGAAAUACUGAUUUUUUUAUGUGUUUUGUCAUAUUUUCAUGGAUGUCUCUUUAGAAAGGCCAUUGCUGCCCCCCAAAAAUUAUUGUGUGGCAAUGCGUUAGUUAAUCCAGGAUUAUUGAUACCUCGGAAUUACUUCAAUAAAAAAACUGCUUUGCA